UUCCCUUGGCAGAAAAGCGACAUGUGCUACAGUGGGACAGUGACAUCGCGUACCGGAAAGGAUCACCAAAAAUCUGGGUACCCAAUUACCCUCCUUUGCGCCAGUUACUACUCGAAGAAUACCACGACGUCCUGUACGCCGGACACUUCGGUAGCAACAAGACGCUCACCGGUAUCGCCAAACACUACUACUGGCCCCAUAUGGCAGACGACGUCCAGAAAUUUGUCACCUCGUGUGAUACAUGUCAGCGGAUGAAGAGCAGCAAGCAGAAAAAGGCGGGACUACUGCAGCCUCUUCCUGUCCCAGAACAACCAUGGCAAGUGGUUAGCCUAGACUUCAUCACCGGGUUACCACCUACCUCCAGCGGUCAUGACGCCAUCCUUGUCGUCAUUGACAAGUUCUCCAAAAUGGGACACUUCAUCCCGACACACACGACGGCACGCACCGAGGAGACGGCACAGCUCUUCGUUCGUCACAUCAUCUCACAGCAUGGCAUCCCAACCACACUCAUUUCCGACCGAGACCCCAAGUUCACCAGCAAGUUCUGGAAGGAACUUAUGUCUCUUCUCGGGACCAAACUCGCCAUGUCAUCCGCAUACCAUCCGCAGACAGACGGACAGACCGAGCGCCUCAACCAAAUUGUUGAGCAACUCCUCCGAGCAGCCUGCAAGGACGACAUCUCCAAAUGGGACUUACACCUUCCCGUACUCGAGUUUGCUUACAACAAUGCCACACAUGCCGCUACUGGACAGACGCCGUUCUUCCUCUGCUACGGACGACACCCACUCACACCACAGAAACCGACAGCAUCAGCUAUAGUCCAACCAGCACAUGAUUUCAUCACAACCAUGCAUCAGCUUUGGGAUCGGACCCACAAGCGCCUACUCGACAUUCAACAGCAACAGAAGCGCCAAGCCGAUCGCCAUCGCAACGACCACACCAUUUUCGUGGGAGACCAGGUUCUCCUUGACACCCGCAACCUGGACAUCAGCCAUCUCCCAUCUAAACUUCGACCUCGCUUCUGCGGACCUUUUCUCGUUGAAGCACAGGUCACUCCUGUUACCUUCCGCUUACGCCUGCCAGCUACCUGGAAGAUUCACAACGCCUUCCAUGUCCAACUUCUGAAGCCCUAUCGGGAUCCUAACACGAUCUUCGUGGGACGUCAGCCGCCGCCGCCGCCGCCCGUCCUCGUCCAGAACGAACCCGAGUACGAGGUCGAGUCCGUGCUUGCACAUCGUCGUCGUCGGAAUGGCACCGUGGAGCUUCUCAUCCGUUGGAAGGGUUAUGAUCCUUCUGAGGACAGCUGGGUACCUGAGUCCGACAUGGGUAACGCCCGUCGUCCUCUGCAUGACUACCUUGUCAAGCAGGGUGUUACUUCUACCACCCAGCUUUGAGGGGGGGAAGUGUGAGAGUAC
Messenger RNA from Closterium sp. NIES-67, 1415 nucleotides. The record is from the annotation of a GenBank genome assembly. Lineage: Eukaryota; Viridiplantae; Streptophyta; Zygnematophyceae; Desmidiales; Closteriaceae.